Messenger RNA from Sus scrofa (pig), 4594 nucleotides. Its product is annotated as KIAA1614. The record is from RefSeq and is a predicted model, not a curated record. Gene Ontology annotation, cellular component: apical plasma membrane; cell cortex; nucleus. Gene Ontology annotation, molecular function: protein binding. NCBI's taxonomy places the organism in Eukaryota, Metazoa, Chordata, Mammalia, Artiodactyla, Suidae. Gene Ontology annotation, biological process: establishment or maintenance of cell polarity; regulation of cellular localization; centrosome cycle.
GCGCUCCCGGAGCCCCGGCCGGAGCCCGCGCGCCCGGGUCCCCGAAGCGGGCCUGGGAGGGAAGGAGAGCGAGCGAGCGAAGGGCCUCGCUUCUCCCGGGGAUGGAGGGCAUGGAGGCGGCGGGCCGACCCGCCGGCGGCAGCCUUCAAGGACCCCAAAUAGGGAGUCGAACAGCCAGCUCCAUGGAGGUGACCUCAGUUGUGGAGAGAAGUGGCCCUGAGCCACAGCCAGAGAACGGACACCUCCCAAGACACUGGCCCUGUCCUCGAGAAGACAGGACACCCAGCCCCAUGGCUCCCCAGCCUCCCAGGGUGUGGGGGACACAGCUCCAAGGCCCCUCUGUGCUGGAGUCCAAGGUGAGGGCCUUGAAGGAGAAGAUGACAGGCAAACAGGGGGCAGGCCCCGGCCUCCCUUCUCAGGAGCGGCCAUCCCUCAAGAAACCCAAAGGCAGGCGCGUCAAGGUGGGUGGACCCAGGACCCCGGCAGAGGGGUCUUGCUUGCCCGAUGCUGGGAUGGCCCUCCAUGCUCAGAACCACGACGACAGGCCACUGGACGGCAGCGUCACUGAGGAGUCUGCCGGGAACGGGGGUGCCGGGCCCCCCCGGUCGCCUGCCCCUGGGCUCGAGUGCUGGAACAGGAGGAGCCCGCGGCCUCCAGAAGUGCUACGGCCCCUGCCUGACUGUGACAGGGCUCUGCUGCCAGGGCCUGGCUCUGGGCAAGAGAGCCCCAUGCACAGGGUCCCUGCAGGCCAGCCUGGGGGCCCGAGUUCCUGUCCCAAAACCACAUACAUGCCCAGCCCGAGGAAAGGAAGGCCAUACCCGCUGCAGGAUGGUCCAGUCACACAGGGAGACCUGGACAGCUCGUCUCCGACCUCUGAGGAGGACUUUGUCCCCAGGCCAGUCCCGCGGGGGGAGCUCUGGAGAGCCGGAGACCCUGGGCGCGGCACCUUGUCCCUGUCUGACCGUGUGGAGAGGAACCGCCUUCUGCUGCAGGAGAUGCUGAGUACUGGGGGGCAGGGCCCCUCCAAGGCGGGAACCCCAGCCUGGACUUCAUCCUGGGACGGCGCUGCGCCAGAGCGCUUGGCAGGGGACGUGAUCUGGGACUCCAGAAUCUGCCUGCAGGACGCGGCCCAGAGCAGGACCUUUGGUCCCAAGCCGGAGCCCGUGCUGAGCCCCAGGCAUGAGGAAGCCAAGCACCUGCUGCAGCGAGCCCGCAUGAAGGCCAGGACCCGGCCCGUCCGUGCCAGCCACGAUAUCGUGCCCACCCUUGCCCAGGGCAGCCGAGAUGGGCGGAAAAGCCCAGCCCUGGACCCGAGGAUGACCUUUGCCGGCAGAGACAACCUCCAGAAUGGGAACACGAGUGACUCCUCCAGCGGGGAGUCCAGCAGUGGGCAGCGGCCGAAGCGCAGCGCCUCCCCGUCGCACGUCCGCUUUGAGGAUGAGUCAGCCCGCGACGCCGAGUCCCGCUACCUGGAGCGGCUGCAGCAGCGCCAGCGCCAGGGGCUGAGCACCACGCUGCAGCCCGCCGACCAGGGUCCCCUGCGCUCCAAGCCCGACCUCGCCGACUACAUCUACGGGGGCUACUGGCGCCGCGACCCCGGCGCGGGGUCUCUCCACCCGCUGCUGAGUGGGCCGGAGCCCAGGGGUCUCCCGGUGCCACCGCCUGCUUGGGGCAGCGAGAGGAGGUGCCACGCCUGCGGCCACUGCAUCACCCCCGAUCUGGGGGUCCUUCGGGAGCCCAGAGCUGCGCACAGGAUGGAUGGGGUGUUGCCGCAGCCGCUCCUGUCGCGGGGCCUGAGCGCCACACUCGGGCUCCUCCCCACCGAGCCUGGGCUCCACACCGAGUGGAUCCGGGAGACACACAUCGGGGACCAGGCACGCGCCGAGGAGGUGGACUCGGCCUUGGACAGCACGGACACCUCCGACAGCUGCAGGACCGACAGUGAGGAGGCCGGGAGCACCCAGCCCAGCAGGGCCCGUGGGACCAGUCCUCGCGUGCGGGCCUCCAGGCCUCGUGGAGGCCACAGGUGGUUACGCAGGGCAGAAAGGGAGCCUCUCCUGGGUCCUCAGGCCCCUCACUACCUGCCUGGACCAGAGCUUGUGGAGGUGUCAGGUGAGGCCAUGGAAGGCACAGGACACACGCCUGAGGGGACCCUGCUCCCCAGAGAAGAUGCUGCCUCUAAGCCUCCUGCCCAAGACUCUAAGAGGGCUCCCCUGGGGUCCCAGGGGCAGCCUGGACCAGGGCUGGAGAAUCACUGGGCUCACCCGGAGGAUCCUUGGGCAGCCUGUGCUGUGGCCUCUUCCUCGGGGCCGGACCGGCAAGCCCAGGUUACAGAAAGCCACCAGAGCCACCCAGAGCCCUCUGCCCCCCGCCAGGCCCAGCAGCCAACCGCUCCCCUCCCCCCUGAAGGCUGGAAGCCUAUCCCUCCCUCUGCAAAGAAAACCACCUCUCACAGGAAGGCAGCCCUGGCUGGGCUUCGCAAGCGGGGUGACCAAGGAGAGCCUGCGGACAUCCGCCCGUCUCCUUCAAGAGGCGAAGUUCCCAGGACCUGUGAUAUCACCCCGCCACAGCCCCCACUCCGCAGCCCCCACGUCAGGCACCCACUGCAGGCCCUGGGCAACAAGAACUGCAACAGCACACCCCAGGGGCCACAGGAGCCCCAGGGAGGAAGCAUCCACAAGGUCCAGGGGCAGAAGGAGCCCGAAGCACCCCUGAAGGACUGCAGAGACGGAAGACGCCAGGGCUGCAGCUCAGCAGCUGUUAGCACCCUCAGCUCCGUGGGCAUGACCGUCCCCCUGGCCUCUGAGGAGCCAGGGUCCAGCCAGAAACCAGAGAGAGACCUGCAGAGGACAGAGCCGAGUUCCACAGGACAUGUGUCAUCCAGAGCACGGCCAGGGGUCAGAGCAGGGCCCGGCCCGCCCUCAGCUGCCCCUUCUGACAAGAGCAAGAAAAGCAGCAGCGGCGGCGGCAUCGCUUCCACCCUGGGGCUGAAAAAGCUCUUCUCGGCCCUGAGUCAGGGCCCGCGGCCCAAGCUGAGCAAGUCCCGCAGCUACAGUGUGGAACAGCUGCAGCCCCCUGCGCCCGGACCGGCUCCGCACACCAGCGCCCCCAGAGUGAGGAGGGCCCCGUCAUUACAGUCCCUGCGUCUGGUGUCGCCCUCUCGCCAACAUCGGAAAGCUGCCUCCCUUCAGAACCUCCAUUCUCUGCUGAGUGGCAAGGUGGACCGGGCCAACCUCUACCUGGUAGAGGAGCCAGGAAACCCCAGGGCAGCUGGCAGGCCAGCCAAGACGCCGUCCCGGCGUGCCCUCAGCGUGGAGGACGUGAGCGCCCCGGGCCUGGCUCGCACCGUGGGCCGCGUGAUGGAGGUGUUCUCAGAUGGCACGUGCCAGCUGCAGCUCCAGCGCUCCCCAGAGGGCACUUUUGGCUUCUGCGUGGCCUCUGGGAAUGGACGCCGGGACUCAGGGUUCUACGUGCAGGAGAUGGCGGACGAGAGCACGGCCAAGCUGUACGCGGGGCUGCUGGGGGUGGGGGAUGAGAUCCUCGAGGUGAACGGGGCCAAGGUUGCAGGGCUGGGCCUGGCCCACCUUAGGGAGCUCCUGGCCCACGCGGAGAGCUUGUCAAUCCGCGUGCUGAGGCAGAGGCCUGUGCCACGGUGACCCAGAGGUGCCUUUGCCCUCACGGUCACCCCCUUGGAAACCCUGAACCGCCCCCGGGGGGUGGCUGGGAAUGUGGCACACAAAGCUGCUUUGUCUGCUGAAAAUGAACGCGGUGGCACGUAACCCCUUGGGCUGUGGCAGGGCUUCUGUGAUCGGCCCUCCUAGGAGAGGAGGAGCCCGUGUGUGAAUUCUGUUUACGGAUGUUCAUUUAUGCAGAACCGGGGAGAAGAAUAUGGGUCCCCUGCCCUGACCAGGCCUGAGGUGGUGUCAGCGUCUUCCUGCACCUUUCUUGGCAGGGGGAGGAGAGAAGUUCCCAGGGGUCCUCUGGGUGGUCCCUGAGCAUCUCCUCACUCCUGGGUCCCCUCCCUCCAACUCCAGGACCAAAGAAAGUGCCUGGCAUAUUGGCCUCGAGCCUGCCUUUUUCAGUCUCAUUUCUCCCAGCUGCCAUUGGACGACACCUUUGCUCUUUUUUCCAGAAAUGGGCAGAGCAUCUUGGAGUAACAGCCUUACAGCCAUUGACCAUAGCGUCCAAACCAAAAAUUGGCACAUGUGGUCUGGUGUGAGCACAUCUGGGAGAUGUUAUCUAGUAGCCAGAAUAUUAAGAGUUUCUGGGAAGUCUUUGUGACGUGUAGGUUGAAGGGAAACCAUGAAACGGAGACCUCUUUCUGGUCAGCCCUGCCCUGCCCCCACUGCCCUGCCCUCUGCCUCUGUCUUCCUGCAGGCUGCAGCUGAUGCCAGGCUGUCCCCAGCCACAAGCUGUCUGCCCAGACUCCCUGAGGGUAGCCGUGGGUGGGCCACUGGCGGGGAGACGGCGGGGCAGGCGCAGGGGGGUGGGCUGUCCCACCUGGGCGCUUCCCACUCACGAAGGAUUGGGACUGUCUGGGAGUAGAUGGUUGUGUGUGUGUCUUAAAUUAUUAAAAAAGCAAGCUUCAAACUUC